Messenger RNA from Oppiella nova, 870 nucleotides. NCBI's taxonomy places the organism in Eukaryota, Metazoa, Arthropoda, Arachnida, Sarcoptiformes, Oppiidae. The record is from the annotation of a GenBank genome assembly.
GGUGACACCACUGUCCACAUGACCAUAAUUGUGAUGCUGACUAUGAUUUAUAGGGUAAUGGGUGGCGAACUGUUUGAUAGGAUUGUCGAGAAGGGCAGUUACACCGAGAAGGACGCCUCACACCUGAUCCGACAAAUAUUAGGUGCCGUCGAUUACAUGCACUCGUGUGGAGUGGUUCACAGAGACCUUAAACCCGAAAACCUUCUGUAUUAUAGUGCAGAAGAAGACUCGAAAAUAAUGAUCAGUGACUUCGGACUCUCCAAAAUGGAAGAUUCAGGAGUAAUGGCCACCGCGUGUGGAACCCCUGGAUAUGUGGCCCCCGAGGUGUUGGCACAAAAGCCUUACGGCAAGUCAGUGGACGUGUGGAGCAUUGGAGUGAUUGCAUACAUAUUACUGUGCGGUUAUCCGCCCUUUUAUGACGAGAACGACGCCAACCUUUUUGCUCAGAUAUUGAAAGGAGACUUCGAGUUCGACAGCCCUUAUUGGGACGAAAUCUCUGAUUCGGCCAAAGACUUCAUUAGGCAUUUAAUAUGCGUUGAUGUGACCAAACGCUACACAUGUAAGCAGGCAUUGGCUCACCCUUGGAUAUCUGGCGACACCGCCAAAGACAUGAAUAUUCACGGAUCAGUGAGCGAACAGCUGAAGAAGAACUUUGCCAAAACCAAAUGGAAACAAGCAUAUAACGCCACAGCAGUGAUAAGACAGAUGCGAAAGCUAGCAAUGGGUAGUUCUGGCACUUCUUUAGACCAAACAAGUGAUGCAGUGAUAACUGAUUCAUCUGAUACUCAAAGCGAACUCUUCACCAAAUUAACAAAUUUGGAAACAGAGGAUACUGUUAGCCCUAUUCGGACAGUUAGUUCUUCCGAUUGA